UUCGGCUAUAAGAAGAUAAUUGACGAUAGAACGAAGCAGUUAGGUUCCAAACCAGCACCGAGGAAGGAACACCAAAGAUAUUCUUCUUAGUAAAUAUACUAAAAAUACUUGUGAAAACAUUUCUACGGAAAUCUACGUUCUACAUUUUACGUGAAGGAUAACAUGUCUAUCAACUUGAGAAGCGUUCUUAUAAGUGACCCUGUGGACGAGUCCUGUAGCUCUCUGCUUUCUGAAUAUGGAAUUCCUGUAACUACGAAAUACAAACUUUCAAAAGAUGAACUUAUUAAGGAACUACAGAACCACGAUGCUCUAAUCGUACGCUCGGAGACGAAGGUCACAGCUGAUGUAAUAUCCGCCAGUUCGAAUCUUCGUGUAAUAGGUCGUGCUGGAACUGGAGUGGAUAACAUUGAUCUUCAAGCAGCAACACGCAAGGGAAUCCUUGUAUUAAAUACACCUGGUGGUAACAGUAUAAGUGCUUGUGAGUUAACAUGUGCAAUGAUAUCUGCAUUAGCACGUAACGUGGUUCAAGCGGCUCAAUCGUUAAAAGAAGGAAGAUGGGAUAGAAAAUUAUAUUCUGGUUUUGAAUUAUUUGGUAAAACACUAGGAGUCUUAGGUAUGGGCAGAAUUGGCCGAGAAGUAGCGAUAAGAAUGAAAUCUUUUGGAAUGAACAUCGUUGCUUUUGAUCCAUUACUAAAGAAUGAAGAUGCUGAAUCUCUUGGAAUUAAAAAAGUUAGCUUGGAGGAAGCAUGGAAACUGGCUGACUAUAUCACUGUCCAUACGCCAUUAAUCCCACAAACAAGAAAUUUGAUAAACGCUACGACCUUGGGAAAAUGUAAGAAAGGUGUGAAUGUUAUAAACGUAGCUCGAGGUGGUAUAGUUGAUGAAGAAGCACUUCUAAAUGCAUUGAAAACUGGUCAAUGUGGUGGUGCAGCUUUGGACGUAUUUACGGAAGAACCACCAAAGAAUUCUGUUAUCAUUGAGCUCAUUCAACAUCCUAAAGUUAUUGCUACUCCACAUCUUGGAGCUAGCACAGCCGAAGCUCAACAACGUGUCGCCGUUGAAAUAGCUCAACAAUUUUUAGCUUUAUCCGGAAAGACAAUGGAGUAUUCCGUAAGUGGUAUCGUCAAUGCUCCUCUUUUAGCUGCCGCGAUGACGGAAGAUAACGCACCUUGGAUAGAAUUAUCGAAGAAACUCGGUCAAUUAGCUGCAAGACUCGUUCAAGGAAAAUUGAAUACAACUGUACAAAGCCAAACUGUUGGCCCAGAUAUGGAGGAUAAAAAAUUCAUACAUACGUCUGUAUUAGUUGGAAUACUUACGGGGCAAACGAGAAAUGGUUUAAAUUUGAUCAAUGCACCAAUGUUGGCUGAAGAUAUUGGUGUUGAUUUAAAAGAUAGUCAUAUGCCAUGUGAUCACAGGGCGGUAUUGGUUACCGUUGGACGACAUCAAGUAAAAGGAACAAUUCGUGAUAAUCAGCCAUUAUUACUCUCAGUUGACGAUGCUCUCUUCCCUAAUGACAUAACACUGACGAAUCAUAUUUCUCUGUACCGUGCAAACAGCGUACAAAGUGUAGCUGAUAUUGUUAAUGUCUUUUCAUCAAAGGGUAUUAAUAUAAGUGGUUUAAAUGCCAAUGGCAACUGGAUAGUCAUACAAACUGAUCGAGAAGUCUCUAUUCCUGUUGAUGGUAUCGAAAGUUAUUAAAAUGGAUUAUGUAUUUAUUGGAGGCAAUGACCAUCAGCUAUACACCCAUUGAAUGAUUAAAAAGUAUGAGAUUGUUAUUUUUGUUCAAUCAUCUCAGUAUUUUAGAAAUUUCUUAUCUAAAAAGAAAAUAAUGAAAUUAAAAAAAAAAAGAUAUAAUAUUAUAUUUGAAUCAAUGUCAAACAAAGUUUGUGUAGUUUAUCGUGUGGAAAAUUUAGAAAAGUUCGAAAUUUGUACAUACACAUGUUAAAAACAAAAUGUAAUCAACGAGAUCGCUCAUUGCCACUUUUUUCUUUAUAUUUCAUUCAACCAAAUUAUUCUAGAGUCUAACUUUCUAAGAUUCUAUUCAUUUUCACACGUCAAAUAAUUAUUUAUUGUUCGAUUAUUGAAAAAUGUGAGAUCUUGCUUUAUGAUUAUAAAACAUUUAAAUAAAUUUAUAUACUUUUCUAUAAUAACAAUAUCUUAUCAUAAAACAUUCGUUUUUACUAUAUUCUUAAAAAAGCCUAAAGUAUAUUGUCUUAUAAUAAUCAUCCCCAUUAUCCUAAAAUUUUCACGAUACUUUACAAAAUGAAGCAAAAUAAAUAAAAAUUUAUUUUUGGUAUCUUAUUAUUACUCUUUAUUCUUCUUACAUUGUCUUUUGCUUAAAGAAACUUAAUUGAGAUUUAUGUUUGUAUCUUAAUGUUAUAAUAUAUACUAGCAUUUAUACGUUAAAUCCAUAACAAAUAUCACAUUCUCUCAUUUAUAGUAUGUACACGAUAAUAUAUGUAGGCAAAAAUAAUAAAAUAUAUGUGUCUAUAUAUAUGUGUGCAUAUAUAUAUAUAUAUAGGUAUAAACAUAUAUAUAUAUGCGUGUGUGCGUGUGUGUGUGUGUAUGUUGUGUAUGAUUAUAGAUGCAUGUAUAUAUGCUUGUAUACUGUAAAAAAUAUGUAAAAUAAUUAAUGUUCACAAAAUAGUAAAAUUUUCAGAUUAUAAAUUACAUUAGUAACAAGCAACUGUAUAUGCUAUAUUAAAUAACUUUUAUCUCCAUUAUCAAAUGUCAUAGCACAGAUAUGUCACAAUUUAAAAAUCUAGAGAAAGAUUUAACAUUUUGGUUAUUUAUAAACACACUAUUUAAAGAUGUAUAAAGUAGGGCCAAGUUUGUACACAUUAGAUAUAGUAUAAAAAAAUAAUAUAAAUAGAAUUGCCUUAGAGAUUUAUAUUCUUUCGUAACUAUCUGCUCUACAGCAGUUAAAUGUGAAAGUAAUGCCAUCCUACAAGAAGAUAAUAAAAAUUGGAUUUUAUUGCAAA
This is a messenger RNA of Vespa crabro (European hornet), 2981 nucleotides long. Its product is annotated as hydroxypyruvate reductase. NCBI's taxonomy places the organism in Eukaryota, Metazoa, Arthropoda, Insecta, Hymenoptera, Vespidae. The record is from RefSeq and is a predicted model, not a curated record. The transcript has 7 exons. Gene Ontology annotation, biological process: L-serine biosynthetic process. Gene Ontology annotation, molecular function: phosphoglycerate dehydrogenase activity; NAD binding. Bases 163 to 1698 code for a protein of 511 amino acids.